This is a messenger RNA of Populus nigra (black poplar), 1811 nucleotides long. Its product is annotated as vacuolar-processing enzyme. The transcript has 9 exons. Gene Ontology annotation, molecular function: cysteine-type endopeptidase activity. The record is from RefSeq and is a predicted model, not a curated record. Bases 148 to 1632 code for a protein of 494 amino acids. Gene Ontology annotation, biological process: vacuolar protein processing. NCBI's taxonomy places the organism in Eukaryota, Viridiplantae, Streptophyta, Magnoliopsida, Malpighiales, Salicaceae.
UCACCGAUUCUAUUCCAGCCAGCGGCUUGCUAGCUCCUCCUAAUUUUCUCUCCAGGCUCUUAAUUUUUCUUCUUCAUUAGUUUUUGUUCUUGCUCCAGAACAUUGCUGCUGUGAUCAAUAUUUCUUGAACAGGUCAACAACUCUCCGAUGGAGACCCACAAGGCCUAUUUUUUGUCUGCUAUUUUAGUGCUUGCGAUGCUGUCUUUUCUACAUGUACAGAGUGUUCAAGCCGCCCGGUUGAACUCGGUUGAACCAAGGAUUCUUAUGCCAACAGGGAAAGAUGAGCCAGAAGUCGAUGAUGAUGGUGAAGAAAUUGGCUCGAGAUGGGCGGUUCUUGUGGCCGGUUCGAGUGGUUAUGGAAAUUACAGGCAUCAGGCGGAUGUCUGCCAUGCAUAUCAACUAUUAAGAAAAGGCGGGAUAAAAGAAGAGAACAUAGUGGUGUUUAUGUAUGAUGAUAUAGCCAUGCAUGAGUUGAACCCAAGGCCUGGAGUUAUCAUCAACCAUCCACAAGGAGAUGAUGUUUAUGCUGGUGUGCCUAAGGAUUACACUGGUGAACAGGUUAAGACUGAGAAUCUGUAUGCAGUACUUCUUGGUAACAAGAGUGCAGUCAAGGGUGGAAGUGGCAAGGUUGUGGAUAGCAAGCCCAAUGACAGGAUCUUCUUGUACUAUUCUGAUCAUGGAGGUCCUGGAGUUCUUGGAAUGCCAAAUAUGCCUUUUCUAUAUGCAAUGGAUUUCAUCGAGGUUCUGAAGAAGAAACAUGCAUCUGGGAGCUACAAAGAAAUGGUAAUGUAUAUAGAAGCUUGCGAGAGUGGGAGCAUCUUCGAAGGGAUCAUGCCUAAGGACCUAAACAUUUACGUGACGACAGCAUCAAAUGCGGAAGAGAGUAGCUGGGGAACUUAUUGUCCUGGGAUGGAUCCAUCUCCACCCUCGGAGUAUGUCACUUGCUUAGGGGAUCUGUACAGUGUUGCUUGGAUGGAAGAUAGUGAAACACACAAUCUGAAGAAAGAAACAAUUAAGCAGCAAUAUCAUUCGGUGAAAGAGAGGACUUCCAAUUACAAUGCAUUCACUUCUGGAUCCCAUGUGAUGCAGUAUGGGAACGAAAGCCUCAAAGGAGAGAAGCUUUUUUUGUAUCAAGGUUUCGAUCCAGCUAGUGUAAACUUCCCUCCAAACAAUGGCCACAUUGGUGCGCGUAUGGAUGUUGUUAACCAGAGAGAUGCAGAGCUUGUUUUCCUCUGGCAAAUGUACAAAAGAGCUGAAGGUGGGUCAGAAAAGAAGACCCAAAUCCUCAAUCAGAUUAAAGAGACAAUGAGGCAUAGAACUCACUUGGACAGCAGCAUGGAAUUGAUUGCAACACUAUUAUUUGGACCUAAAAAAGGUUCCGCCAUCCUUAAAUCUGUUAGGGAACCCGGUUCGCCCCUAGUAGAUGACUGGAGAUGCUUAAAAUCAACGGUUCGAUUGUUUGAAACACAUUGUGGAUCACUGACUCAGUAUGGAAUGAAACACAUGCGAGCAUUUGCCAACAUUUGCAAUGGCGGCGUCUCUCUAGCCUCCAUGGAGGAAGCUUGUGUGGCCGCUUGUAGUGGCCAUGAUGCUGGGGAACUGCAUCCUUCAAACCAAGGUUACAGUGCUUGAUAGCCGGAAAAUCUGGAAUUAGCUUUCGGUAUGCUGAAUAUGUUAUUGUACAUACUGUUAGAUGCUUUAUCUCAGCAGUAGCAUUUCUAUACCCAGGUGUUCUUAGUGGGUGAUAUUUGUGAAAAAAAGAGAGGCUAUCGCCCUCACUACUUGUCAAUAUAAAUUCCAACUUCUAUGCA